Pieris rapae (cabbage white) is the source of this 3570-nucleotide messenger RNA. It is a transcript of the gene NaPi-III, whose product is annotated as sodium-dependent phosphate transporter 1-A. The record is from RefSeq and is a predicted model, not a curated record. The transcript has 11 exons. Lineage: Eukaryota; Metazoa; Arthropoda; Insecta; Lepidoptera; Pieridae. Gene Ontology annotation, molecular function: phosphate transmembrane transporter activity. Gene Ontology annotation, cellular component: membrane. Gene Ontology annotation, biological process: phosphate ion transmembrane transport. The coding region runs from base 398 to 2308 and encodes 636 amino acids.
UGCUCCAUUCAAACGGCUCAAAACCUCGGCUCGGUGCGUGUUCAGUACAGCUGAGCGGCUAUAAGUGCAAAAAAAGAUAUUGAGUACAAGGAGAAUAAUAUUCUUCAAUUUUAAAAAAAAUGAAGCCUUUAAAAGAACCGCAAUAUUUUCCAAGAUUUUCUAAGACAUUUACGUUGUGACGCACACCACUUAAAAACUAAAUUUGAAGAAUAUAGACAGGAAAGAUCGUAAGGUUAAGAAUGUUAAAGAUUUUUAAAUUUUGUAAUAAAAGUUGGAAGUCAAUAAUUUUUUAAUUGUUAAUAUUUAAAUAAGUGCAAGUAGCAGUGUGUCACUGUGAGCUAAUUUCUGCCUUUUAACGAUGAUUUUGUUAAAAAGUUAGAAAAAAAGAAUUGUAGAAAUGGAACCAUAUUCCGAUGAUUUAUUAUGGCUUGUGGUGUGUGGGUUUAUCGUGGCGUUCAUAUUAGCGUUUGGUAUUGGCGCCAACGAUGUGGCUAACUCGUUUGGUACCAGUGUUGGCUCCAAGGUUCUAACGUUGACACAGGCAUGCAUCCUUGCAACAAUAUUCGAAAUCGCUGGAGCUGUUUUAAUAGGCUAUAAAGUAUCAGAUACGAUGAGAAAGGGCAUUCUGGAUGUGUCACUUUAUGCUGACGGCGGAGAGAGGUUGUUGGCUGCUGGGUGCCUCGCUGCCCUAAUUGCAGGCGCAGCCUGGCUCAUUGUUGCUACGGCUCUUCGCCUGCCCGUGUCUGGGACACACUCUGUGGUGGGUGCUACUGUCGGUUUUACUCUGACGGCUAAGGGCCCAAUUGGAGUGCGAUGGUCUACGCUCGGUGCUAUAGUGCUGUCCUGGUUUAUUUCCCCCGUGUUGAGUGGUGCGGUAUCAGCGGUUUUAUUCUGGCUGGUACGUAGGUUCAUUCUCCGAGCAUCUCAGCCCUUAACAACUGGAUUAAAAGCUCUCCCGUUCUUCUACGGAGCCACUGUCGCUGUUAAUGUGUUGAGUGUUGUACACGAUGGGCCGAAACUUUUGGCGAUGGAUAAGAUUCCAAUGUGGUUGGCUCUGGCAGGUUCUAUAGCUCUUGGUGCAGUGAUUGCAGUCUGUGUUAGACUAUUCUUAGUGCCAUACUUUCGCAGAAAGCUUAUUCCCAAACCAGUUAAUUUUGUACUUGGCGUGUCUAAUGAAACAACCCCAGCAAACACGCCAACAAACUGUGGUAAAGGCGUUCCCCAGCGUCCGACGUCAUUACUCUCUGAAGACGGGAAGGUUCUAGAAGCAAUAGCCGAGAGCGCCGAAAUGGUGACCCUAAGCGAUGCGGACAAAUGUUCCCUCGGUGUCAGAGAAAUGAACGUCAGAAACGCUCUAUUAGCAACGAUGGACGACUGCAGUAUUCUCUCCCGAAGCCUUAGCCCGCCUGAUAAGUCCCGCUUGCAAUUGAUAGACGCAGACCCUCAGAUAAAUACCCUCAAAUAUAUCGAUGAGACUCUGAGCUGCUGUAAGAGUCUGGACUCUACUCAGCUGGUGGGGAUGGGUGAGAGCUACGACUCGAAGAAUGGAUUUAUGGACUCGUGUGAUACAAUAGCGAGGGCUGAAUUUGGAAGGAUGUCUGCGGUACGGGCCAUGUCUUGUGCCGUUGAAUUUGAUACUCCGAAGAUUGAUAGGGGGGUCAUACUACAAGUCCCCGAAGGCGGCAGCGCCUGGAGCAUAGAGUGCGAGGGCAGGGGGCUCCCAGCCAUAACACCAAACUCCAGUGCAGCGCCCUUGCUCCGAGCCACUACUCCACCACCGGUCGUCCCACCUCCAGCCCCACCGGAUACCUUGAGGCUGUUCUCAUUCCUUCAAGUGCUCACGGCUACCUUUGGCGCCUUCGCUCACGGUGGUAAUGAUGUAAGCAACGCUAUAGGACCAUUAGUGGCUCUAUGGUUGUUGUAUUCAGAGGGAGGUGCGCAUGCGCGUGCUGAAACGCCCCUUGCGAUAUUAGUAUUUGGGGGCAUUGGUAUCGCCCUUGGCUUGUGGCUUUGGGGUCGAAGGGUCAUACAGACGGUUGGGGAGGAUCUUACCAGCAUAACACCUGAUACGGGGUUUACAAUAGAGCUGGGUGCUGCGUUAACAGUUCUAGUAGCCAGUAAGGCUGGCCUCCCAGUAUCAACUACUCACUGCAAGGUCGGUUCAGUAGUCUGCGUGGGAUACUUCUCGGAGAAGUCUGUUGAUUGGAGCUUAUUCAGGAACAUAAUAUUCGCGUGGGUGGUGACGGUACCCGCCGUGGCGGCGAUUGCGUCGCUCUCCAUGCUUGCCCUCGAAGCAUUUGUUGUUUAAAACAUUUUAAACACGUGUAAUAAAAACCCUGUAACUGGAAUUUUAAUAAAACUGACAUAUUGUAAACUUGAUAUUGAAAACAACUUGUAUGUGGUUUUAUUCAUGUAUAAUUUUAACUGGGUUCGUUAUGAUAUGUUGAAACAGAAUAGAAUGAAACAUAUGAAACUAAAAGGCUAUUUUUUUAGUACACAUCGGUUUGGCGAGUGUUUUAAACACGUGUCCGGGUUUCGUAUGAAGAUAUAACAGGCGAAGAAGUUUUCAUACAAAUAUUAUACGCGAUAUAUAUUUGAAAAAUAUUGUAAACGAUACUAACAUUUAAGCUACUGAUUUGAUUUAUCAAAACUAUUUAUUCAAUUAUUAAAAAAGUUCCAUAUAAGAGGGUUUUUACUACACACACAAUUAAUUCAAUAGUAUCUUUUAUAUUAUUAUUUCAACAGCAGCAAUAAGUCAAUUUGUAAGAAUAUUGAUAUUGGCGAGUAACAAUUUUCAAACACCUUUUAUUAAACGUGAUUAUGUUAAGUACCCAUCGCUCUUAUUAAUUAAUUAAUAAUGUCGCUAAAAAUAUUAGAUUAUUAAAAUGUUACAACUCUUUAAAUAGAUACAUACAGAUUUGUUUUGAGCUUGCAAUGGCCUUCUCUUGUGACAAGAGAGUAUAUAAUCCUAUUUUAAACUCAUACAAAAAUUAAAAUUACCAUUACGGUGUUAAUCCUUCAUCGUUGUGGGUAAUAGAAGAGAAGAUAAUUAAAUAACAAAACUUUCAAGUUAGUUCAGUGUUGCAAAAUUUAUAUGCUCGCUUUAUUAACAAUAUAGAAAUAAUUGAAAUAUUUCUCAGAGAUUUAAAAAACACGUUCAUGCUUGUGUUGGAAACCAUUACCAGCCCAUAUCAAUAUUGCGAUGUUAGAAAUUCCUGUAGCAACCCUUAGUAAUCUUUAAAACGCAGCUUUAUAAAUUCAAUUAUGUAAUCAAUUUAAGUAUUUUUAAGGCAUUGUAUUUGAUAUUACAUGUCCGUAGAUUGAUUAAUACUACACUUAAUUAAUAAAAGAUUUCCGAACACAACGGUUUUUCAAGUUGUUAGCAGCGUCGUGCUUAUUAUAUUCGAAAAUCUAUAGACAAGGAUUUUAAUUAAAUUUGGAAAUGAAAACUUGACUCUAUUUAUAAAAAACAAAAAUACGUGAAAUGUAUCUAUAUAAAAACUGACAUUGAACUACACUUAUAAAGCUUAUUUCAUAUAUGUAUUUUCGUAAAUAAAAUUAUAUAUUUUA